Apaloderma vittatum (bar-tailed trogon) is the source of this 634-nucleotide messenger RNA. It is a transcript of the gene PRDX6, whose product is annotated as peroxiredoxin 6. Gene Ontology annotation, biological process: cell redox homeostasis; cellular oxidant detoxification. NCBI's taxonomy places the organism in Eukaryota, Metazoa, Chordata, Aves, Trogoniformes, Trogonidae. Gene Ontology annotation, molecular function: peroxiredoxin activity. Gene Ontology annotation, cellular component: mitochondrion; cytosol. The record is from RefSeq and is a predicted model, not a curated record. The transcript has 4 exons. The annotation marks the transcript as partial.
AUGGGGCAUCCUCUUCUCCCACCCGCGGGACUUCACACCCGUCUGCACCACGGAGCUGGGCCGGGCGGCGAAGCUGGCGCCUGAAUUCAGCAAGCGCAACGUGAAGAUGAUCGCCCUCUCCAUCGACAGCGUCCAAGACCACCUCUCCUGGAGCAAGGACAUCAACGCGUACAAUGGGGAACAGCCUGAAGAGAAACUCCCCUUCCCUAUCAUUGCUGAUGCAAACCGGGAGCUCGCUGUCAAGCUGGGCAUGCUGGACCCAGACGAGCGGGACAAGGCCGGCAUGCCCCUGACUGCUCGCGUGGUGUUCGUUUUUGGCCCGGAUAAGAAGCUGAAACUCUCCAUCCUGUACCCAGCCACCACCGGGAGGAACUUUGAUGAGAUCCUGAGAGUGGUGGACUCCCUGCAGUUGACAGCGUACAAGAAAGUUGCUACUCCUGUGGACUGGAAGCCUGGUGACAGCGUCAUGGUUGUGCCCACCUUACCUGAUGACGAAGCCAAGAAGCUCUUUCCCAAAGGGGUCUUCACAAAGGAUCUCCCAUCUGGCAAGAAGUACCUGCGUUACACCCCGCAGCCAGAGUGAGCCGUCCUUCGGCCUCGGGAGCCUUCCCCGUGUCCAGCUCCUGCCUCCCUG